AUGCCGACUCGUUCCAGCAACAAGAUCCCUGCUGUGAUUAAUCGGAAUGCUGUCGUGCGGAUCUACAUUGAAAGGGUGCCGCUUUUUCGAGACGACGAUUGGCUUAAGUAUGCUGAGGCUGCUAAGGAAGAGUGGCCGGGUGAUGACCCGGAUUUUGCUGCAAUAGCUGAGUUCCUCAGAAGAGCGGAUCUCAGCGACAGGUUCUACUUGCGAGAGAGUGUUAAGAUUAUUGUCGAACGGAAAUCCGGCGACUUGCUCUGCAUCACUGACCAUGAAGAUGUCACCACUCGUUUAGCGGUUCGCUUGGAACGGCUGCCUCUGCUCUCUUUGGAGACUCUGGAUUGA
Molecule: messenger RNA, 345 nt
Organism: Symbiodinium sp. CCMP2592
Lineage: Eukaryota; Dinophyceae; Suessiales; Symbiodiniaceae
Source: the annotation of a GenBank genome assembly